Solanum dulcamara is the source of this 2556-nucleotide messenger RNA. Its product is annotated as probable receptor-like protein kinase At4g39110. The annotation marks the transcript as partial. Gene Ontology annotation, molecular function: transmembrane receptor protein tyrosine kinase activity; ATP binding. Gene Ontology annotation, biological process: protein autophosphorylation. The transcript has a single exon. The record is from RefSeq and is a predicted model, not a curated record. Gene Ontology annotation, cellular component: plasma membrane; plasmodesma. NCBI's taxonomy places the organism in Eukaryota, Viridiplantae, Streptophyta, Magnoliopsida, Solanales, Solanaceae.
ACCCCUACCCAUAUCAUGGGCAUUUCAUUGAUAUUUUACUUUUUCAUUAUCACAAAUACAUUUGUCACUGCUCAAGAUGAUGCUGCACCUGCUAAAUCAUUUCCAGUUUUUACCCCUGAAGACAAUUUUCUCAUUGAUUGUGGUGCAACUUCCCCGAUCACACUUCCGGGGAAUAAAGUUUUUCAACCUGAUCAAAACGCCGCGAAAUACCUUUCCUAUAGUGGUAAGGACAUUCAAGCAUGUGCUUCGGAGAAAAUCAACGUUCCUUCAACGAUAUAUCUUAACGCGAAAAUCUUCACAACUGAAGCUACGUACACGUUUCAUGCCAGUACUUCUGGUUUGCAUUGGAUCAGACUACAUUUUUUUCCCUUUAAAUACAACGAAUACGAUCUCAAAACAUCUAAAUUUUCUGUUAGAACGGAUACAUUAGUCCUCCUUCGUGAUUUCCAAAUCGGGAAAGAUGAGGCUAUUGUCAAGGAGUUUGUUGUUAAUGUCACCAUGGAGCGUUAUGCUAUUAAAUUCUUGCCAGCUGAAGGAUCUGUGGCAUUCGUUAAUGCUAUCGAAUUCGUUACUGUUCCUCCCAAAAUGCUUGAUUAUUCUGUACCUGUACUUUUCCCCGUGUCACAGAAAUUUGAUCUUUCUAAAAGUAAUUUUGAGACAAUGUAUAGGCUUAAUGUUGGUGGUCCUGCUUUGGAUUCAACGAAUGAUACUCUUGGACGAAACUGGAUGUCUGAUGCACAAUUUCGAAACAAUGCCACAGGUGAAGAGGUAUCGACACAAGCCUCUGCUAUUAAUUAUCUGAAAUCAUCAGGAGGUUCUCCGUUAAUUGCGCCACCAACAGUUUAUAGUUCUGCUAUAAAGAUGGCAAAUUCAGAAACUACACUUCCUAAUUUUAACAUAUCAUGGACAAUGGAUAUUGACACUGUAUAUCCCCACAUGAUUCGCCUACAUUUCUGCGAUAUUAUUAGCAAAGCGCUUAAUGAACUCUAUUUCAAUGUGUACAUUAAUGACAAAAUGGCUAUUUCCGGGCUAGAUUUGUCAGCAUUGACUAAUCAUUUGUCUACAGCUUAUUACAAGGAUUUUGUUGUGGAUUCCUCCAUGGUGUCUAACCCGCUCGUUGUACGUGUUUCUCCUGUGAAUGAUGCUCAAGGUUUUAGAAAUGCAAUUCUAAAUGGCCUGGAGGUGUUUCGAAUGAAUAACUCUGUGGGUAGCUUAGAUGGGGAAUAUGGUGUUGAUGGACAAAAACAAAGUGGUCCAAGUAAAACAGUGGCUUAUGUUGGAUUUGCAAUGAUGUUUGGAGCCUUUGUGGGGUUGGGUGCAAUGGCUGUCAAAUGGCAAAAGAGACCUCAAGAUUGGCACAAGAGGAAUAGUUUUUCAUCUUGGUUACUUCCGGUUCACGCUGGUGAUUCAACUUUUAUGUCAUCAUCUUCGCGCAGCAAGAGCCAAUUCUUCUCAUCAAAAAAUAUGGGAUUAGGUCAAUACUUUAGUUUUGCUGAAUUAUCAGAUGCCACUAGAAACUGGGAACCUAGUGAAAUAAUCGGUGUUGGUGGCUUUGGAAAUGUUUAUUAUGGAGAACUUGAUGAUGGGACAAAAGUUGCCGUCAAGAGAGGAAAUCCACAAUCUGAACAAGGUAUAAAUGAAUUCCAGACUGAAAUUCAAAUGUUAUCUAAGUUAAGGCAUCGACAUUUAGUGUCGUUGAUUGGGUAUUGUGAUGAAAGCUCUGAGAUGAUAUUGGUUUAUGAGUUUAUGCAAAAUGGUCCAUUGAGAGAUCAUCUCUAUGGAAAGAACAUGCCGCCUUUAUCUUGGAAACAAAGAUUAGAUAUCUGUAUUGGUGCUGCUCGCGGGCUUCAUUACCUCCACACAGGUGCAUCUACUGGAAUUAUACAUAGAGAUGUCAAAACGACCAACAUUUUGCUUGAUGAAAAUUUUGUCGCCAAGAUGGCUGAUUUUGGGCUAUCAAAAGAUGGACCGACAACAGAACAGACUCACGUGAGCACUGCUGUGAAGGGAAGUUUUGGCUACUUGGAUCCUGAAUACUUUAGGAAGCAACAGCUGACAGACAAAUCUGAUGUCUACUCAUUCGGGGUUGUACUUCUUGAAGCCUUAUGCGCUCGUCCUGCUAUUAAUCCAGCACUACCAAGAGAGCAAGUGAAUUUGGCAGAAUGGGCAAUGCAGUGGAAAAGAAAAGGAUUAUUGGACAAGAUAAUUGAUCCGACACUUGUAGGACAAAUUGAUCCAGAGUCGAUGAAGAAAUUUGCGGAAGCAACAGAGAAGUGUUUGGCUGAAUAUGGUGUUGACAGACCUACUAUGGGUGACGUUUUGUGGAAUUUGGAGUAUGCGUUGCAUAUGCAAGAAGCCUCAUUACAAGGAAAGAUAGAGGACGUCGAUAACAGACCAAUUGUUGCACCAGUUUCUCCUGCUACAGUGGCCCAUGCUACUGAUAGCCAACAUAUUUCUUCAUCAGAGCAACAUAGAAAUCAUACUGAAGUUCAAGCCAUUGAUGAAAAUUCAGGAACUGCUAUAUUUGCUCAAUUUGCUCCUCUCCAUGGACGAUAA